GCACAGCGAGCGAGCUUGAGUGUGCUUGCGUAUGUGUGUGUGCAUGCGUGCGUGUGUGUGCAUGCGUGUGUGUGUGCGUGUGCACAUGUAUGUGCAUGUGUGCUUGUGUGUGUGUGUGUGUGUGUGUGUGCCUGUGUGCUUGUGUAGGGGUCAGCCUCCUCCAGCGCACCCUGGGGCAGCCUGGCCAGGGAACCCUCCCUGAGGGCAGCAGCUGAGUUGGAGCUGGCAUCUCACUCAGCAGAGACCCUGGGUCAUCUUCUUUCCCCUCUCACUGGGACAGGCCCCAGUCUGGGAGACUCUCUACUUCUUUGUUGCUUCCUGAGUAGUUUUACUUGGAAAAGGAAUAGCCAGACCCGCCCAUCCUGCUGGUGACUGACAAGGCUCCCAGCCAGGGUGCAAUCAACCCCAUUAAAGAUCAGGCCUGGAGGGCUGCCUGGAGAACAGGAUUCCCAGCUGACCUCCUGGGGCUCAGCCCCAGGAUUCUGGGUUUUAAACUCAGGGCCUCUUUGCCCUGGGACUCCCUCCCUCUCUCCCUUCUAGGGGCACACGGUGUUUAUUUCACAGCUGGACGCUGCUCUAAGUGAAGCAGGAAGUAGGCCCCCGGGGAGGCAGAUAGAGCCCAGCAAAGCUGAUAACCAGCGAACCCUCUGGAUGCCUCUGGAGGCCUAGAGCAGAGGGUCACAGAUAACGGAAAUGCCAGGCUUAUCACAGCCGCCCAAGUUCUAGAGACAUUAUCCCGCCAGCCAGCCCACCUCAUUCCCGGCGCUCCAGGCAGCUGGGCAAAACCCAUCUCCACGCAGAGUAAACGUGAGCUGGCGCGGCUGCAGGAUGGGGACUCUGUGCCCUGCGCUGGCACUGCACGGCCCCAGCACCAGGGGCCAGCAGUGGGCGUCAGAUUAUACCCAGAUAUUUGCGGUAAGGGCAGCUCCAGGUCAAUUUGCUUUGAAGUAGGAGCCUGAGAAGCAAUCGUUAGGGUCACGGGACUAAGGGGGCCCCGGCGAAAAUUGUUCCCCAGACCUGGGUCCUCUUGGGCCAGGAAGCUCAGUCAGCAGAAAGCUUUGGCUGAUGAGUGCAGCCUGGGAUCGCCAGCCUGGCCCUUUCCCAGCCAAUGCAGGGUGCAGUGGGUGGACGGUGCCAAAUAGCAGCUCACCCCAAAGUUGUCUGCAUUCUUUCUCAGCUGUUUUCAUUUCCUAAGUAUGCGUGGCUUGACGGAGGCCAUGCUUGCACUUUCUGAGUUCACAGUGCGACUGGAGGAGGCAGCCUGGGCUGGGCCAGGUGCCUGGGGGAUUGGACUGGUUAGGAUUGGGGAGACCCCCGUCUCUUUCUACUAUUGUCUCACCCCGCAGUGAGGUGACUGAGCCCAUGGCUGUCUUGUUAGGCUGAGCUUCUGGGGCAGGGAGUGGGCUGAGAGGGGUGCAGAAAGUAGGUGAGGUUGGCCUUAAGGAUGGUAGCUUCAAUCUACCAUUGUCAUGUAUUUACCUUAUGCCAAAGAAACCCUGGUGGUACAAUGGUUAAGUGCUCGGCUGCUAACCGAAACUAUGGCAGUUCGAACCCACCCAGUGGUUUCUCGGGAGAAAAAACCUGGCAAUCUGCUCCUGAAGAGAUCACAGCCUUGGAAAUUCUAUGAGGCAGUUCCGCUCUGUCAUAUAGGGUCACAACAAGUCAGGAUCAACUCUACGGCCCACAACAACAGCCAUGUACCAGCCACUUUGCUAGGUAUUUUACUUGUAUUUAAUACUGAAAUAGCCAUGUGAUUAUUGCACUAUUCUGAGCCUCCCUUACAGGUGGUGAAAGCCGGAAUUCAGAGCUUAAUUCUAGGUAGGCAGCUAGCCCAUAUGGCUCCUUAGUGCAAAAUAAGAAACAAGGACGCUUUUCCUCAAGACACUUCUGUCAGAAGAUUGUCCUGAUGGUUGACUUGGUUAGACCAAGCCCUGUGACUGCCACGUCUGGAGCGUCCUUGUGAUGCCUACACAGAUCACGAGAAACAGGGUGUUCGGUGCCCCUUCAGUGUUGCCUUCCUAAGCUCUCACAACCUGCUUCUGGUUCUGCUUGCCCGAGGCAACCACGGUCACGUCUCCUAGCUUUUCCUUCUGGUCUGCCCUCCAUAUUCUCUUCAGCCACUUCAUUUUCAGUUUUAUACCUUAUCUGUGGACUUCCUAUUAGGAUAAAUGAGGAUUUAGCUCUCAUGCUCCCCACCCCACUCCCCAUCCUCACAGUAGAUAUAUUAUUAUUUUUCCUUGUGUGGAGUGUUUACCUUAUCAUAGCUUUACAUAUUAUUCAUUAGAAAUCAAUUAUUGUACUAUAAUCUCACUCUUGUGAGAACCCUGAUUUUCCUGGAAUCUCUGCUUCCGUUUGCUCCCUUCCUGCCCCGUCUGUCGUCCUCAUAGUCACAGCUAACACUGGUGAACUUACUGCGUGCCCUGAACCGCUCUGAGCGCCAGGCAAGUGUUCUCUUGUAAUCCUUCCGACAACUCCAGGAAGUGAAAGUACAGUUAACAUUCUCAUGUUACCCACCAGGAAAUGGAGGCUCAGAGGGGCUAAGUGAACCGGCCCAAGACUCCCUCUCAUCAGUGGCAGAAAAAACCCAAACCCUUUGCCGUUGAGUUGAUUCCGAUUCAUAGUGACCCUAUAGGACAGAGCAGAACUGCCCCAUAGGGUCAUCAGUGGCAGAGGCAGGAGUUAAAUGCAGACGGUCUGACUCUAGGCCCCAUGCUCUCAACAUUUUACUAACCUACUGCCAUCGAGUCGAUUCCAACUCAUAGCAACCCUAUAGGACAGAGUAAAACUGCCCCAUUGAGUUUCCAAGGAGUGCCUGGUGGAUUCGAACUGCUUUAAUUCUGGUAUUUUUCAUCCUGACUUUAUCACUCUGACAUCCUCUGAGGGCUCUCUAUCCUCCUGCUUUAAUUUAGGUUCUUUGGACCAAGAAUGAAGUUGUUCCCUGAAACUCUUUGUUUGUUUGCUUGCUUCCUUGUUUUGCUGGAGUAUACCCUCACAUCAGCUUCCUUUGAAAGGGUACAUAAGCUUUCUGAAUCUUUACAAGUCUGAAAACUCUUCAUUCUUUCUCUGCCAGUGGUGCAAUGUCUUCAAAGUUCUAAGACGGAAUGUUUUCCAACCUCGAAUUCUACGUUUGACCUGUCUUCCAGCAUCCAGUUCUUUUUAGGGGGAGAAGUCUAAUGUCAUUCUGAUUCUAGUUCUUUGGUACGUAAUUUAUUUUCUUUUAAAUUUCUGGGAGCUUUUAGAAUCUCCUCUUUAUCCCUGUGUUCUAAAGGUCCCUAACGACUGUAGUAUCUCUGAAGAUUUCCUUCCCUUUCUCUUAUUUCUCCUUUGGAGGUGCCAAUUAAUUAGAUGUGGAACCAGCUGAAUCCAUUAUCUAACUUUUUUAUCUUUUCUCUCCUUAUGUCUGUGUCUUCAUCUUUAGUUCUAUUUUUCUGGGAUAUUCUUCAACCCCUAUGUUAGAUUUUUUUAAAAAUUUAAUAUUCAUAUUUUUAAUUUCCAAGAGCUCUCUAUUAGUCUACAACUGCUCUUUCUCCAUAGCAGCCCCUUCUUUUUUUAAUGGAUGAAAUAGCUUUGCACACUUUCUUGUGACUCCUAAUGACAGCCUUUAAAAAAUUUUUAUUAUUACUAUUUUAUUGUGCUUUAGAUGAAGGUUUACAGAGCAAAUUAGUUUCUCAUUAAAUAACAGGAGCCUCUUAGAAGCUUUCUUCUAUGUCUGCAUUUCCUGUGUCUCCUCCAGGGUUAUGUUUUUACCUGCUUUUUUCUCCCCUUUUCAUCUUGGGACUUUCUUCAAAUACUUGGCUAUCCCUUUUUGUUUGUGUGUAAUUCAGAAUAAGACACUAAAAACUGAGUGGGUGGUCGGGGCUUCUUGAAUGGGUUUGUUGAGAUGAUCACAGGAGGAGCUCCCUGGGGAACCUGCCAAAGCCUGUAUAUAGAAUCUAUUGUACUGUGAACCCUUGGAGCCCUGGUGAUGCAGUGGUUAAGAGCUUGGCUGCUAACCAAAAAGGUCAGCUUUGAAUCCAUUAGCUGCUCCUUGGAAGCCCCAUGGGGCAGUUUUACUUUGUCCUGUAGAGUCACUUUGAGUCAGAAUCUACUCAAAGGCAAUGGGUUUGCGUAUCCCCAGAAACAGUCCUCUGAUCUGUGAGGGUCCAGGGUCUCUUGGCUGCGCCCAUUCUGUGUAGAGGUGUGGCGACCCUCCCCCUUGUCCCACCCAGGGUCUCAGGGUCCAAAGGCCACUCUGGGGUUCUGCAGGGAAAGCUGACUCUAUGCUUGUCUGAAUCCACCAGUUAGACUGUGGGUUUCUCUUUCUUGCUUCUCCAGUUACCUCUUUUCUGACAGCUUCCUGUCUUCUAGAAGCUCAUUGACCACACUCAUCCCAGUGGCUCCUCUUCCAUCCUCUCUGUGAUUGAGGGUGUCUAUUUUGUUUCAUUUUUUCCUUUACUAUCGUUUUAAUGAGGUCUCUGGAAAGAAAGGAGAUAAAUAUAGGUCAAUCUUUCAACUUGAGUUAGAGUCCUGAUGUCAUUUUAAAAUGAGAGGUUGUGGUAUCUCCCUCCACGUGAGCCCAGACACUGUCAGGCCACCAGAAAGACCAGGAAGAGUCUAGUGGCUCAGUGCAUGGUGACAAACAGAAGUCAGCCUGUGUUUUCCUGGGAGUGGACCAGCUGCCCUGCCCUCACCCAGGAAAGAUGAGGUGUUAUUGGGCUUGCUGCUCUGUGCCGACCCAGCACAGCUGCCUCUUCUUGGGUCUGCACUCUCUUGACUUGGGAGGUGGAAUGCUUCCCUUCUCCUCUGGGCAGGCACCAUUGUCCCAAAAGAACUCGAGAGAGUUGGAGCGAAUGGCGAGAAGCAUGGUACUUCCUGAGCCCUUUACAUCAGAGGGUGUUGGAGAGAACCCAUGAGCUCCCACUUGGGAGUUCAUAAAUGUGCUCAUAAACUCCUGUUGACAGAAAAACAAAAGGGAUUCAAGGCGGUCUUCCUGGCUACUCUUUUACAUCAAAGAAGCCUCAAGGUCUUUUCCUGCUGGCGUAUUCUGAGAUUUUUCCCAGAGGUUCCCAGAGCUUCCUUCUGGGAAUUGUCAGGUUUCCUUCCCUGUUCUUAUUCGGAUUGUUCUGGAGACCCAGGCCUCAGCUGCCUCCUUCUUCAGAAGUCCUUCCAGUGUCAACUCAGCCUCUUGUUUCCUGCUGUGGCCUCCUUAGUUCAUUCCUUUGAUACAGUAUUGAAUACUGCCAUGUGCCAGACCCAGAGGGCAGCCUGGCACCGUUACUGUCCUCUGGGAGCUUCCAGGUGGUUCUGGAACAGCCAAAGUAGAAGUCUUAUUUCUAGGAAACACUUAAGGGAGACCUGGGGUGAAUCCACAAAAAAUUUAAACUAGUUUUUGACAUAGAUACUUACUAAUAUGUCAGGGGGCCCCCUGGGUGGUGCAAAUGGUUAACGAGCUCCGCUGCUAACCAAAAGGUUGGCGGUUCAGGUCCAUACAGAGGUGCCUUGGAAGAAAGACCUGAUCUACUUCCCUAAAAACCAGCCAUUGAAAACCCUGUGGAGCACAGUUCCAUUUUGAUACACAGGGGGUCACCGUGAUUUGGAGUUGACUUGACAGCAACUGGUAUAUAAUGUGUCUGGAGUACUUGAUUGUUUCCUUCGAGUUCUUCUGGACUUUUAAGGUAUCUUUCCAGGCUAUAUUAACAGGGACUUGUCUGGAUGCCCUUGCUUAGAUCUCUAUAGCAGCAGUAAUAAGAAGCAGCCAGUAGUAUGUAUAUUCUGGUGGGACGUCUCUCCCAAAGACCGGGAUCUGACUCUUCAGACUGUUGAGGUUUCAUUCACAAAAAAUAUUUGUACCUACCGUGGGAGAGGCAUUGGGCUGGGUGUGAGACUUCCAGAAAUUUCUCUAGGCAGUAAUUUCCCAAAAUCUGAUCCAAGGAAUUCUCUUUGUACAGGAAAAAACUGAGUGUGCUGUGAGGGGGAAGGGGUGAUUCCCUAAUCAGAUGCCUGGUUCUUUUCUGUGGCAAAGGACAUCCUGCUGAGGUGAAUAGUAAAUCCCCCAAAGGGGCUGGGGCAUGAGGUGUUUCCCAAACUGCUUUUUCCAAGGAGGGUUCGUUUGUUUGCGUGUUCGUUUUAAAAGUACAGCAAAUGUAACCGACUGGUGCUCUUUUAAAUAUGCUCAAGGCUAUUCCAUCAGAGACACCAGGACUGUGCCCCCGAAAAUGGGUCUGGAUUUCUACAAGGGCUGCACAGGGGCAGCUACCCAGAUAGAGAGAUGUGUUCGUGGCCAAGCAUGCUGUUUUUGUAUGUUGCUGUCUUAGGGUUUGCAGGAGCCUUGAUGGCGCAGUGGUUAAGAGCUAUGGUUGCUAACCAGAAGAUUGGCAGUUCAAAUCUACCAGCCAUUCUUUGGAAACCCUAUGCGGCAGUUCUACUCUGUCCUAUAGGGUCACUAUGAGUCAGAAUUGACUUGAUAGCAAUGGGUUUGAUAGAGAAACAGAACCAAUAAGACAUAUAUAUUUUUUAAUUUUAUUAUUAUUAUUAUUUUCAUUUGAAGGAAUUGGCUUAUGUGAUUGUGGUGAUGUUGUUGUUAGGUGCCGUUGAGUCAGCUCUGACUCACAGUGACCCUGUGUACAACAGAACCAAACACUGUCCCAUCCUGCACCAUCCUCAUGAUCGUUGUUAUGCUCGAGCCCAUGGUUGCAGCCACUGUGUCAAUCCAUCUCGUUGAGAUGUGGGGCUAGCAAGUCCAAAAAUCCAUAGGUCAGGCAACAGGAUGGAAAUUCUGGCAGUCUUGUAUUCAAAAUAUGUAGGACAGGCUGGAAAUUCUGGCAGUCUUGUGUCCCAGUAUUGGUAGGUCAGAUGGUGAGGGAGAGAAAGGAAUUCUGGCAGGAUGUCUAUUUAUAGGUUUCCCUCAGGAAACCUUGGGCUUUACCCUUAAGGUCUUCAACUGAUUGGAUGAAGCCCACCACUUUAUGGAGAGCAAUCUGCUUUACUUAAAGCCAGUUGAUUUAAUCCCGUGUAAACACUUCAAAGCAGCAUCUAGACUAGCGUUUGACCAAACACCUGGACACCAUAGCCCAGCCAAGGUGACACAGAAAAUUAAUCAGCACAGUUUCCUAUGACCUAAAAUAGCAAGAUGACCUAAAGCCGCUUGUAGAUGUCAGAUUUCUAGGUUAAAGUUUAUUAUCAUAAUCACUUUUAUUUGGACUGGUGGAGAUCUAGGGGGCCAUUGAAAGAACCUCCCCCCCCAUUUGGUGCCAUCACUGACUAUCCCUGGACCAUCUUCAAGAGGCUACAUGGCUGCAUGGCUGGUUGACCUUGGACAAGCUUCCCUCUCUGGCCUUGCUCCCUCCAAAUGAGGGGCUGGAUGAAAAUGGGGUUUGUGGCAACCUCAGGGUUCUGCGGUGCCCCCUUGCUUCCCACCUCAGCAUCAACCUCUUCUGUCUGCUUUAUUUCUGCUUCUGUAAAAUGUUUCGUUUGAACCAAGGGGCUCCUAGGGCUAAAAGGUUCAGAGACCACAGGACGAAUUCCUGUCCAGGAUCCUACUGAGUCUGUUUCUGAUUAGAAAGUAGUGCUGGCUACCUGCGUAGUAAUUACCGGGGAGAAUGGGGACAGCUGGUAAAGCUCCUGAGGGCUCUGCGAAGAAUGUGACCUGCAGGGUGGCACUUGGUGAGCAGCCUGGGCUGUUGUCCCUCACUUCUAUCUUUAGAUACAAGUGACUAGUGACUGGGGGCUCUGGGUGGGGAGGGCCCUGUAGAUUCACCCCGCAGGCAGCCUAAAUGCACAACAGGGGACCGGCUAAGUAAAAAAAAACAAACCUAACCUGUUGCCGUCGAAUGGAUUCUGAUUCAUAGCGACUCCAUAAGACAGAGCAGAACUGCCUCAUAGGGUCUGCAAGGAGGGGCUGGUGGAUCUGAACUGCCUGCCUCUUGGUUAGCAGCCGAGCUUUUAACCACUGUGCUUCCAGGGCUUCUCGGCUAAGUAAGGGCGCCCGCCGACUGGGCUAAGUGAGGGCGCCGAAAGUGUGUUUCCAAUUUGCUAAAGCAUUAACGUUUUCAUUGUGGAAAAAAAAAUGAGGGCUUUUUUGAACAGCCUCACAUUUUGUUCUGUGUUGGUUUUGCUUUUCAUGGUGAAUUAUGUGUAUGUGGUAGGAAGACACCCCAGCAGACGGAGACACCCCUACUAGCCAGCGCUUUGGGCCUCUAAAGGUCUCGCUCUGCCCUGGAGCCCCUAGAGCCCCUCUUAGCACCUGGCUGACAAGGAGUUGCCUAAAGGACCCCUUGCUUCUAACCUUCAGUUUCAGCUUCUCAAGCCCCUGCCGGCCUCGGGCAGAUUCUUAACAUAUUCACCCAUCAGCAGCCUCUCAGAAAGGAAUGUUAAAUGCUGCCAUGAUGUCAAAGGGCCCAAGGAGAGGGGCCUGGGCCAAACCCAGCCCGCCACUCACGGCGUGGCAGAGUGGGAGAUAAGCAGAGGCACAGAGAGGCCCUGGGCCACUGGGCUUCCCAAGCAGCCAGGCGACUGAUGGGCUGGCACUGAGGGAUGAGGCCGAGGCGCUAGUUUCCAAGGACAAUGAACUUCCAAAUGUCACUGCCCAAGUGACAACCAGGCGUCUGUGAUUCUGCCAUUUCUCCGGCGUUGUCAAGCCUGCAUCAGGAUGUCAGGAACCGCCAAGGAGAGUUUGGGGCCCCGGGGGCUGCCGGUGCUGGGCAAGGCCUGUAUAAACACCGUGGACAAACAGCUCAACAUGCUGAACGAGAAGGUUGACAAGCUCUUGCAUUUCCAAGAAGAUGUGACGGAGAAGCUGCAGGGCCUGUACCGUGGCAUGGGCCACCUGGAGCAAGGCCUUCACCGGCUGGAGGCCUCCCAGGCUGGGGCUGGUGGUACUCCCCCAGCUGACCCUCAGGCUGGGAGCCCCGAGGUCCUGGAGCUGGUGAGGGCAGUGCGGCAGGACGCUGCCCAGCACAGCACCCGACUCGAAGCCCUCUUCGGGAUGGUGGUGGCUGUGGACAAGGCCAUCUCUUUCUUGGGGGCCAUGUUCCAGAACUCAAAGGUGGUGGAUUUCAUCAUGCAAGGGAGCGUGCCCUGGAGAAAGGGAAGCCUGACUGACGUCCCCGAGGAGAACAAAGAGAAUGCAGAAGAGAAGGGAGCAAAACCAAAGUAUGGGCUGAGCUCGAGGGGUGUGCAAGCCGAGAUCAGGGGGCCUUGGGAAGAGAGCCAGAAGGCAGGCCCCCCAGAGGGGCCAGUGGAGCGGCUGCCCCCCAUCCACACUUCAAGGAUGGGAGCGGACCUCCUCAUCCAGGCAGGGGCCUCGUCAGGGCAGGGAGAUGGAGUCCCUGGCCAAGGCCAGGUGCCAUCUGACCCCCUGCUGCUGCCCACAGAGGUGGAAGCCAGAGCUCCCAGGACAGCCAGCAAGAAUCCCAGGACCAGCCUGGAUUUGUCUGCAGCCCCUGGCAGGGCCAGUGAGGUUCUUAGCAGCCAGAAAGCUGCACCUGGCAGGCAACAAGGAGCACUCCCCUGCAGACCUGACUCUCGGACCUCAGAGGAUGGGCUGAGGCUGACUUCAGGGACCAGUCCCCAGCCCCCCACACCUCCAGAGCCUCCAGUCCAAGCCAGGGUUGCUUAUGGCGGUGGAGAAAGGCCUCCAAGGAUCUCUGUACUGGUGCAGGAGACUGAUACUCCUGGGGAGCUGCUUGUGACACGAGGGGGUGCCCGCAGACCCACACCGUCUGGAGGGCCUCCACCAGCUGCUUGUUCAGGAGAGCAAGCCCCAUUCGGGCCCAGGUGCUGUCCUCAGGCCCCUGGGACUGAGUCGGGAGAACAGACGCCCCAAGGAGCCAGGAGCAGCGAUGGGGGAGUGAGGACAGAGAAGCCUGGGCCUGGGGCUGAGACCGGCAUGGGACCAACCUUGGCCAGAAGGGACAAGGGAGGCGAUGCUGCUGGGUCCCCGGACCCGAGGCCUGACAAAGGCCCAGGAGCAGGAAACCCUGAGCCUGGGAAGACCUGCCCUGACGGUAGCACAGGGAGAGCGGGAGCAGGAAGGAGGACACCCCCCGGGCCUGAGGCUGGCAGCGUCGUUCUGGAUGACAGUCCGGCUCCGCCAGCCCCCUUUGAACACCGGGUGGUGAGUGUCAAGGAGGCCUCUAUCUCAGCGGGUUAUGCAGUGUGUCAGCAUGAAGUCUUGGGAGGGGGCCGGUUUGGCCAAGUUCACAGGUGCACAGAGAAGUCCACGGGCCUCCCACUGGCAGCCAAGAUCAUUAAAGUGAAGAGCACCAAGGACCGGGAGGAUGUGAAGAAUGAGAUCAACAUCAUGAACCAGCUCAGCCAUGUGAACCUGAUCCAGCUCUAUGAUGCCUUCGAGAGCAAGAACAGCUUCACCCUGGUCAUGGAGUAUGUGGAUGGGGGUGAACUCUUUGACCGGAUCACGGAUGAGAAGUAUCACCUGACGGAACUGGAUGUGGUUUUGUUCACCAGGCAGAUCUGUGAAGGCGUGCAUUACCUCCAUCAGCACUACAUCCUGCACCUGGACCUCAAGCCCGAGAACAUACUGUGUGUCAGUCAGACAGGACACCAAAUUAAGAUCAUUGACUUCGGGCUGGCCAGAAGGUACAAGCCUCGGGAGAAGCUGAAGGUAAACUUCGGCACUCCUGAGUUCCUGGCCCCGGAAGUUGUCAACUACGAGUUCGUCUCCUUCCCCACGGACAUGUGGAGCGUGGGGGUCAUCAUCUACAUGCUGCUCAGCGGUUUGUCCCCAUUUCUAGGGGAAACAGAUGCCGAGACCAUGAAUUUCAUCGUGAACUGUAGUUGGGAUUUCGACGCAGACUCCUUUGAAGGGCUGUCAGAGGAGGCCAAGGACUUUGUUUCCCGGCUGCUGGUCAAGGAGAGGAGCUGCAGAAUGAGUGCCACACAGUGUCUGAAACACGAGUGGCUGAAUAACUUGCCUGCCAAAGCUGCAGAAUCCAAAGUUCGUCUCAAAUCCCAACUAUUGCUGCAGAAAUACAUGACUCAGAGAAAAUGGAAGAAACAUUUCUACGUGGUGACGGCUGCCAACAGGUUAAGGAAAUUUCCAACUUGUCCUUAAUCCUCAGCUCUGCUGCUCCAAUGGGCCUAGAAAUUAUUGAGAACAGUGGCGAAGUGAUGACCUACGAUUUUUAAUAAUCUGACCUUUUACUAUUAUUAAUCCCACUAAUUUAAAAAAAAAAAAAAAAAGGCUGUGGCUCUGGAUUUUGUUGUGGAUGAAAAGUGGCUUACAAGAAAGCAACCCAGGAACUUUGACACAGCGGUUAAGAGCUCGGCUGCUUACCAAAAGGUUGGCAGUUUGAAUCCACUAGCCAUUCCUUGGAAACCCUAUGGGGCAGUUCUACUCUGUGCUAUAGGGUCGCUGUGAGUCAGAAUCAACUUGGUGGCAACAAGUUUAUAAGAUCACGAAGUUUGAAAUGCUGUGUUAAUUUUUUAAGCAUACCUCCUUCUGGUAUAGGCAGGCUCUAGGUAGGUAGACAAGUCCCUGUUUACGUGUGUCAAACUUAAACUCUAAACUUAUCCUGAUUAAAAUUCUCAGUAGAUGACUCUGCAGGGGCACCCAGGACAAAGAAUCCCUAGAAUUCCGAUUUGCUCAGGUGUGAGCUGAUCUUUCAUGGCGCUACCUACACGAGUCUAGUGUAAAGCAACAUGGAUUUAGGACAGUGUUUGUCAAACUUGUUUUAACUCAUGCUCCCUUAUGAGAAUCAACAUAAAAAAAAAAAAAUCCUUAAAUGUUUUUUGAAAUUUCAAAGUACAUCAAGUGCCGUGGCUAAAAACCCCAGAGCAGUGAUGAUGAAUGUGCUCUUUGGAUCCACAGCCUCUCCGGCCUCUCUCCAGCUCUCCCAUUCCUCUGUGACCCCCUUCCUCAGCUGGGAAUGGCUGGUCUAGGAAGUCUGAAACACGGGGAGGCAGAUAAGAAUGUAAAGAUGCACAGCUUUCUAAGAGAAACGGGGACGGGAGAGGAAAUAAAGGCAAAUGAGAAAACAUUAAUUAGGUACAUAAAUAUUAAUAAAUUUAAAUCUUAUUAGAAAAUAAGGAAACGUAAAUGAGAAAAUAAAGGAAAACUUCUCUUCUGCUUUAUUAAGAACACACAUCUUUCAAUAUUGUCAUUUAACAGACUCGUAGAAUGAUCAAUACGGAGAACUUAUGACUCAAAAGUGGACAAUUCUUGUAAUUUCCUUGCUUCUAACCUGAUCUUUGAGCUAUCUGCAUUCCUUUCGAGGGUCGGCAGUUUUAGUUAGAGCAGUUACUUUUUAAUUAGAUACGCAACAGUUUCUCGGCCUUUCAGGAGCUUUCUCCCUUGGGAUAAAGACUUUUUUUUUGGCAGAGGACGUGGGUGGGAGGGAGGCGGAAGGUGAGAGGCUAUCUUGCUGCCACGGGUCUCCAGCUGUAACUUUCCUCUGGAAAGCUGACCUUUGUCAGGACGCCAAGAUUUUCAGUAUCAGCAAGUCUAGGCCAGCUCCAAGUUGGUCCGUUAAUGAAUAAACAAAAGAGGUGGCUGUUGGAAACCUCCCUUUAAUGAGAGCAACAGCGAUUUGGCAAAAUGUUUUAUUUUUGAAGUGUCAGUUAUCUCUCUGAAAAGGUUUUUUCGGGGCAGACCCCAGAAGGAGCUAAACGGAUUGCCUUUGAGUAGACCCUGGCAACCUCUUGCGUGUCAAAGUAGAACUGCGUUCCGUAGAGUUUUCAAUGGCUGAUUUUUUUCCCAGAAGCAUACCAGCAGGCCUUUCUUCCAAGGCACCUCUGGGUGGACUUGAACGUUCAACCUUUGGGUUAGCAGCCAAGUAUGUUAACCAUUUGCACCACCCAGGGACUCCCUCCAGAAGGAGCUAGAGAGGAUAUUUUGUAGUUCUACCUAGUAAAAAAAAAAAACAAAAAAAAAACAUUUUUUUGUCUAGUAUGGUGGUUCUUAUCCUCUUUGGGACUUAAGAUUCUUGGGGAAUGCUAUGGAUCUUCUCCCUAGAAAUAUGUAGUUGAUUACCCCUAUAUAAAACAGCACUGUCCUGUGGUGCAGUGGUUAAGAGCUAUGGCUGUUAACCAAAAGGUUGGCAGUUCAAAUCUGCCAGCCGCUCCUUGGAAACCCUAACGGACAGUUCUACUCUGUCCUAUAGGGUCACUAUGAGUUGGAAUCGACUCGAUGGCAACAUAUUUUUUAUCUUUUGAAUGUACAUGAUUUUUCUAGUAGCCCCUCUAAAGGAAACCAGUGAAAAUAAUUUAUUUAACCCUAUGUAUCAAAUAUAUUAUUGAUUCAAUAUGUAAUCAAUAUAAAAUUGAGAUAUUUUAUAUUCUCUUUUUCAUACCCAGUCUCCAAAAUCUGGCACGUAUUUUACACUUAAAAUACCUGUGAAUUCAGAUGCUAAGCUUUCAUUGGACAUCUGUAUUUAGAUUUUGUAAAAAUUACUGUUGAAAAAUAUACUCGCAGGCUCAAGUUGUUUCAAAUAUACUUAAAGGUUUUCCAAUAAUUGAAUUAAGUAUCCAUUUUUAAUUUUAAUCAAGAUUAAUUAAAAUUAGAAAUCCAGUUCAGCAGUCACACUAGCCGUAUUUUAAGUGUUUAAUAGCCAACAUGGCUAGUAACUUCUGUAUUGGCUAGGGCAGAUCUAGGGAGAAUUCUAUGUCUAGCAAAUUCUAAUUAUUUUCCCCCCUGUGUACUGUUAUUCUUUACCUAGAGAAAUAAUUUCUUUCUAAAGUGCCUUUGAGGAUAUUCAGGUCAGGCCCACACAAGAGGUAAUGUGGAUUUUAGCCUCCUUGAUCUGAAAUUCAAGGAAGAAUUUUUAAGAAGCUUGAUUUUUCUGGAUGUUUUAGUGUUCUCACUUUAGGAGAAUGGACAAUUUCUGGUGUGUACUUAGCUCAAAAUUCUUUAUGUUGACACUGUGCUGGUAUCUAUUUCUAAUGGAACUUUUCCGGUGAAUGAACAGCCUUUGGAGACUGCUGGACAGAGAAACUCUGCAAGGUAGUCAAAAACUAAACCAGCGGCCAACGAGUUGAUUCCAACUCAUAGCGACCAUAUAGGACAGAGUAGAACUGCCCCAUAGGGUUUCCAAGGAGUGGCUGGUGGAUUUGAACUGCUGACCUUUUGCUUAGCUGCCAAGCUCUUAACCAACAUGCAACCAGGGCUUCAAAAGAUAGUCAGGGCCCACUUUUCCCACCUAUCAGGUUGGCAAAGAUAAAGAAUAUGAUGAUACCUAAAGUUGGGGAGGGUAUGGGGGAAAGUGGCAUUCUUCCCUUCUGAUAGGUAUGUAUCCCAUUAAGUCAUGCCCACACUUCCAUCCAGCAAUUCCAUUUCUGGAAAUUUAUCUGUCAGCCAUGCUUGAACAAGUAGACAGAGAUUUCUGCAAAAUGAUGUUUACUGUAGCUCUUGUUCGUAACGGCUCAAUGGAAACCACAUACACGUGUAUAUCGGUAUGGGUCUGGUCAAAUAAGUUUUGCUGCACCCAGGUAAUGGGCUAUUUUGCAGCAGCUAAAAGCAGAUCUAGAUGUUCUGACAAACAUCUUUUCAGUAUAAGAAAAAAAUUACAGAACCAUACAUAUCGUGUCAGGAGCCCUGGUGGUGCAGUGGUUAAGAACUCAGGCCGCUAACCGAAAGGUCGGCAGUUCAGGUCUACCAGCCGCUCCUUGGAAACCCCAUGGGACAGCUCUACUCUGUCCUAUAGGAUCGCUAGGAGUUGGAAUUGACAACAAUGGGUGUGUUUUUGUUUUUUAAUAUAGAGUACUGUCCCAUUUGUGGAGAGGCAAAUGCCUAUCUAUGCAUUAACAAUUUCUAGGAUUUACAAGAAAAUUAACAGUGGAGCAUGGACCAGGUGAGAGGGGAGUUCCACUUUUCACUUUACACCUUUAUGAACUAUUUGAAUUUUUUUUUUUUUUUUUACAAUGAGCAUGUAUUGCUUUUAUAAUUAAAAAUUAGUUAGCAGCCGCAUGUCAAGUGUGAACUUUGUUUGGACCUUGAUUCUAGAAAUGAGUAAUAAAAGGUAUUUUGGAGACAUUCAGGAAAUUUAAUUAUAGAUUGUGUAUUUAAUAAUAGAAAUACUAUUAACUUCUGUGAGCUGUGACCAUGGCAACGUGGCUGUGCAGGCUUAAUGACUCCAGGAUAAAGGGAGGCCUAGGUCAGCGAGUGUGGCAAAUUCUUGCUAACUCUUGGUACUGGCUAUGACUAUGGGGUUUCACUGGACUGUUCUGUUUACUGUCAUAUAUAUUUGAACAUUUUCAUGAUAAAAAAAAUUUAAAAAUUAAUUAAAUAAACCAUGGGGAGCUGUUAAAAAAAAAAAAAAGAG
Molecule: messenger RNA, 15254 nt
Organism: Loxodonta africana (African savanna elephant)
Lineage: Eukaryota; Metazoa; Chordata; Mammalia; Proboscidea; Elephantidae
Product: UPF0547 protein C16orf87
Exons: 13
Coding region: 8627-11050 (807 amino acids)
Biological process (GO): protein phosphorylation; sarcomere organization; intracellular signal transduction
Cellular component (GO): nucleus; cytoplasm; actin cytoskeleton
Molecular function (GO): ATP binding; myosin light chain kinase activity
Source: RefSeq, a predicted model, not a curated record